CCUCGUUUGACUUUGGAUCCUCGCUGAGUUUCUGCACCUGGCUGCAGCAAUAAUACAGCUUCAGAAUGCAGGGUCAGCUAGACAUGGAGGGCGCCCUGACUGCCAGGGACCGCGUGGGAAUCCAGGACUUUGUACUGCUGGAUGAAACCACGGAAGCGGCCUUUCUGAGCAACCUCAAGAAACGCUUCAGCAAGGAUCUCAUCUAUACUUACAUUGGAACGUUGUUAGUGUCUGUCAAUCCAUAUAAAGAGCUGGACAUCUACAACAAGAAGCAGAUGGAUAUCUACAUGGGUGUCAACUUUUUUGAGCUGCCACCCCACAUUUAUGCCUUGGCAGAUAAUGCGUACCACACCAUGCUGACAGAGUUCAACAAUCACUUCAUCCUCAUCUCUGGUGAGAGCGGAGCAGGAAAAACAGAGGCCUCCAAGAAGAUUUUGCAGUAUUAUGCCGUCAGCUGUCCCAGCACCACUCUGCUAAACACAGUCAGAGACAAAAUGCUCAUGUCCAACCCCGUCCUGGAGGCUUUUGGUAAUGCCAAAACACUAAAAAAUGACAACUCAAGCCGAUUUGGGAAAUAUAUGGACAUCCAGUUUGACGGCCAGGGGGACGCUGUUGGAGGCCAUAUCCUGAACUACCUGCUGGAGAAAUCAAGGGUUGUGCAUCAGAAUCACGGGGAGAGAAACUUUCACAUCUUUUAUCAGCUGGUAGAGGGAGGAUCAGACGACUUGCUGCAUCAGCUGGGCUUGGAGAGAGGUUGCCAGCAUUAUAACUAUCUAACACAGGGGCAGUGUGCCAUUGUACAAUCCAUUAAUGACAAAAAUGACUGGAAAACAGUAAAAAACGCACUUCAAAUCAUCAACUUUGAUGAGACUGCCACCAAUCACUUGUUUGAGGUCAUUGCAAGCGUUCUCCACCUGGGGAAUGUGCGGUUUGACUCUGAUAGUAAAGGUCACGCCCUCCUGAACAACAACACAGAGCUGCACUGGGUCUCAAAUCUGCUAGGAGUGGAUGCGCACAGACUCCAAGAGGGCCUAACAUUCAGGAAGAUUGAAGCCAAAAAAGAUCAGGUCCUCAGCCCUUUCACAACUGAUCACGCCAUCUAUGCCAGAGAUGCCUUAGCCAAAGCUAUCUAUGGGCAGACCUUCACCUGGCUGGUCAACCGGAUCAACGAGUCAAUGGAGAACAAAGACCCUUCACGAAAGACUGUUAUAGGGCUUUUGGACAUAUAUGGAUUUGAGGUUUUCUAUGUAAACAGUUUUGAGCAGUUCUGUAUAAACUAUUGCAACGAGAAGCUGCAGCAGCUUUUCAUUGAGCUGACACUUAAAUCGGAGCAGGAAGAAUAUGAAGCAGAGGGCAUUGAGUGGGAGCCAGUUCAGUUCUUCAACAAUAAGAUCAUCUGUGAUCUAAUCGAGGAAAAACACAGAGGAAUUAUAUCAUUGCUGGAUGAGGAGUGUCUCAGGCCAGGAGAUGCCACAGAUCUGACCUUCCUGGAGAGACUGGAAGAAAAGAUGGGGAAUCACCCCCACUUUGUCACGCACAAACUAGCUGACAAAAUGACACGUAAGACUCUGGAGAGGGGAGAUUUCCGUCUCUUGCAUUAUGCCGGGGAGGUCACCUACUGUGUUGUGGGUUUCCUGGACAAAAACAACGACCUACUAUAUAGAAACAUAAAAGAUCUUAUGUGUCAGUCUAAAAAUGACAUAGUCAAAGAGUGCUUCUCAUCCAUGGAUCCAGACAGCAGGAGAAGACCAGAAACAGUGGUGACUCAGUUUAAGAGCAGCCUGCAGAAGCUGACAGAGAUCCUCAUGGCUAAAGAGGCCUGGUACAUACGGUGCCUAAAAUCUAACGAGUCCAAGCAGUCAGGUCAGUUUGAUGAAGCACUGAUCAGGCAUCAGGUGAAGUACCUGGGUCUGAUGGAGCACCUCAGAGUCAGACGAGCUGGUUUUGCUUACAGACGUAAAUACGACGUUUUUUUGAAGAGAUAUAAACCAUUGUGCCCAGCCACCUGGCCACACUGGAGAGGAGUAGCCGCUGAUGGAGUGGAAGUGCUGGUUCAACAUCUGGGCUACCUGCCAGAUGAGUACAAAAUGGGACGGACCAAAAUUUUCAUCCGUCACCCCAGGACACUGUUCGCCACAGAGGAUGCUUAUGAGAAAUGCAAACAUGAACUGGCAACACGCAUCCAGGCGAAAUACAAAGGCUACAGGGCAAAGGGAGAAUACAGAAAACAGAAAGAAGCUGCCACUAAGAUUGAAUCUUGUUGGAGAGGAACGCAGGCUAGGAAGGAAAAGGAGAAGAGAGCCUGGGCGGUAAAAGUCAUCAAGAAAUUUAUCAAAGGCUACAUGACCAGAGGGCAGGCAAAAAACACAGAUAACUCAGAGUACCUGGCCUUCGUGAGGCAAAAUUACCUGAACAGACUUAGAGACAACCUCCCAAAAACCGUUUUGGAUAAAACCACCUGGCUAACUCCACCAGCUGUGCUCACAGAGACAUCAGAGAUGCUGCGUAAGCUUCACUACCGUCUUAUGGUGCGGAAAUAUGUGCGAGGAAUCACACCGCAGAAGAAAGCACAGUUUCAAAUGAAGCUGAUCACCAGCUCCAUCUUCAAGGGGAAAAAGGACAGUUAUCCACAGAGUGUUGCCCAUCCAUUUGCCGACAGCAGAAUCAGUGAGGAAGACAUAAACCCAAGGGUCAUCCAGAUGAUUCGCAACGAGCGUAUAAAGUACUGCGUUCCAGUAAUUAAGUAUGACAGGAAUGGCUUCAAACCGAGGCAGCGACAGCUCAUCCUCACCCAGACAGCUGUCUAUGUGAUAGAGGAAGCUAAGAUCAAGCAGAGAGUGCUGUACACCUCUCUCAAAGGGAUUUCUGUCAGUAACUUGACUGACAGCACCAUUGUAUUCCACAUAACACGUGAAGAACCUAAACAAAAGGGGGAUCUGGUAGUACAGUGCGACCACUUGUUUGAGCUUUUGACCAAACUCUGUGUCAUUGCUAACAAACAAAAUGCCAUCAAGGUGGUUCAGGGCAGCAUCAACUUUGAAAUCCAGGCUGGAAAAGGAGGAGCAGUGGACUUUAGCACUGGGCCUGAGCCCAUGGUAUACAAGGCCAAGAAUGGUCACCUGAUGGUGGUUGCCACUCGGGCAAGGACACGGUAACGUGUGAGGCUGAGGAGGAGACACAUAAGAUGCCUCUGCAUAUUUCAUCAGGAGACCACUAAGGAGAUGAUCACCAUGUCUGCAGGAAACACAUCUGCCCAGAAAGAGAUGAACCUGAGGAAUCUUGGCUGAGCCUGUUUGCUGGACAGAAUUUUACACUAGUCAUAAUCAAAAUUUCUUCACCUCAUUAAGAAAAGAAAGAAGAUGCUAUCAUUUUACAAUUGUUUGUGUCUGAACAACACUUAAAAUGACAAAACUCUUAAGGUACCAAAAACUGAUGCAAUUCUAAUUUUGAACAAUGAAGCCAUAUGUAUAAUAAAUUUGUACGUUCACUGAUGUUGUAAAUUAAAAUCAGCACAAAAGAAUGUCUGUAGAAAUUUAUUUGUGAUAAAGUGUGUAUAAAUAUAAAACAUACAUUUAUGUUUACUUCUGUACAACAGACCUACAAGUACUGUGAUUGUUAAACAUAUAACUUAAACCUAUAGUGUGCAAACGGUACAUUCUGUGAUGAAUGCGAUGAUGAAGGACAGGUCUAAUUUCUAUCCCUGUUAUAAGCUUGUAGACAGGGUUCCCUUCCUGCUAGAGCGAUAUCUAGUUACAGUCAUUCACAUCAACCUCAGCAUCCAUCAUUCAAUCAGCCCAGUACAUUUAACACCUCAGGUCACAGCUCAAGUUCCUUCCACUGAAAAUAAUGAUUUGUUUAGUGGAGUGAAGGGAAACUGCGUCAAUGUUAGAACUAAAUACGGCAGAAGUAUUACAGGGAAUACUGCUUCAUCCACCUGUAAUUUUUACUGUCUAAAUAUAUUAAGAAAAUAUUCAGGAUUAGAAAGCCUUCAUUGCAAUUAUAGACAGGCUACAUUAUAGCCUUGGUUAAUAUCAUCUAAGAGUAAAACAGUGCCACCGUGUGACCUCAUUAAGUACAACACCCGGUUCAUCCACUUGAGACUUUAAAAUGGACCUGUCGGAACCACGGCAAAGAAAAACUAAACUAUCUACAUUACUAGCUGCUUCCAUGACAUAACUCGUCUUCUGCAUGUAAUUUAAUUAGGACAUCCAAUAACAGCUUUACACCGGUAAUAUGGUAUUUUCUUCCUGCUACACACUCAGUGAUGAAUGCAAACAUCCAUGUUCAUGAUCUUCUACACAGUAGCAGAAAACAGUGAUACAAGUUAUCAUGACCAACAAGAAGAGACAAAAAACGAGAUGACAAAGAGGGGG
Messenger RNA from Oreochromis niloticus (Nile tilapia), 4373 nucleotides. RefSeq names its product myosin IHa (gene myo1ha). The record is from RefSeq and is a predicted model, not a curated record. Lineage: Eukaryota; Metazoa; Chordata; Actinopteri; Cichliformes; Cichlidae. Gene Ontology annotation, biological process: actin filament-based movement; endocytosis; actin filament organization. Bases 66 to 3155 code for a protein of 1029 amino acids. Gene Ontology annotation, molecular function: actin filament binding; ATP binding; microfilament motor activity. The transcript has 32 exons. Gene Ontology annotation, cellular component: cytoplasm; actin cytoskeleton; microvillus.